UAGGCAUAACCCGAAAGAAAUAGAGGAUGGAUUUGAUCUGUUGUUGCCACACGUGGAAGUGAAAUGACUCCAGCAGAACCCUGGUUGCAACGGAUUCCACCUAAUGUGAGAGCGUGACAACUGCCUUGAAAAAAACCUAUAUAUUUCUGCCUACCUCAAAUGGGACAUCACGUCUUACUGUGUGCACUGGAAUAAAAGACAAAGUAAACAGUUUUUUUCAUCAUGGAUUGUCAAGAAAAUGAGUACCGGGACCAGUGGGGGCGCUGUGUCACCUGCCAACAAUGUGGCCCUGGACAGGAGCUCUCUAAGGACUGUGGUUAUGGAGAAGGUGGAGAUGCGAACUGCAUAGCAUGCCCUCCCCGAAAGUAUAAAAGCACUUGGGGACAUCACAGAUGUCAGACAUGCAUCACUUGUGCUGUCAUCAAUCGGAUCCAGAAGGCCAACUGCACAAAUACCUCUAAUGCUAUCUGUGGAGACUGUCUGCCCAGGUUCUACCGAAAGACACGCAUUGGGGGCCUACAGGACCAAGAAUGCAUCCCAUGUACAAAACAGACUCCUUCUUCUGAGGUUCAGUGUACCUUCCAGUUGAGCUUAGUGAAGGUAGAUACACACACUGUUCCCCCUAAGGAAGCCACACUUGUUGCACUGGUGGGAAGUCUGCUAGUGGUAUUUGCCCUGGCCUUCCUUGGACUCUUCUUCCUCUAUUGCAAACAGAUCUUCAACAGACAUUGUCAAUGUGGAGGUUCAUUGCAAUAUGAAGCUGAAAAGGCAGUGGAGGAGGAUUCUCUUUUCCCUGUGCCACCUGGCCAGGAGACCAGUCCUGAAUUUCCAGCAAAUGAGAGCAUCUUUGAGAUCAAGCCACUUAACUCCAUCCUGGAUGAUGACUGCAGCUCCACUCGCGGCUUUCCCACCCAGGAGUCCUUUACCAUGACCUCCUGUGCCUCAGAGAGCCAUUCUCAAUGGGUCCAUACCCCCAUUGAAUGCACAGAGCUGGACCUGCAAAAGUUUUCCAGCUCUAUCCCCUCUACUGGAGCUGAAACUUUGAGAGAGAACACAGCCGAAAACUCAGGAGACAGCCUGGAGCUCUAUGUACCUUUUGAAGUUCCCAGCCUUUAACACUACCAAGGUGAACUUGAAAGGUAGGGCUAAAGGACCAGAAGGUGCAGACUACCCUCACAAAAUUUCCAACCUGGGUUCUGUUGCUCCAUAGGGUUUAGAAAGAAGAAUAGCAGGAAACUAGGACUGAUAGAGGUUGGAGAAGCACAAUACUUUUGAGCUAAGUUUACAUUAGACUGCUAGGUCAGUUGUCUGGAGACCAGGCAGGUUGACAUGAGGCCAAUUUCUUCAUCCAGACUCUACUAUCAAGCAGUCAUAUUCAAUUUUCUCCUUUCAUAUGUAUAAGCAGCACAACAAUAUAGAGAUAUGUAGCUCAAUAUUCAGAGAAAUACCAGUUCCUGAAUAGCUUUAUACACUUGGGCAAAUAAUUUUACUUCUUUCAGACACAGAGACUUCAUCUCAUAACUUUUCUUGAGGAUUGAAUGAAAACAUAUGCAAAUGUCCUUUGUAGUGUCUGCAUGGUAGGCCUUUUUUCCCCCUUUCCCUGUGCUUGCUCAGUCACAAAUUAGAAAUUCCUCUUGUAUUGGCUACAUAUCAUUCUGAACUUCCUAACUUAACCCCUGUGUGGUAGGCAAAUAAGAAAUACAUUUUAAACAAGCGGGAAUUGAUCAACAAAGAUCAAAAGUGAUUUGCUUAAAAUCACAGAAUAACCCAAUCUCAGAAAUAGACUAGAACCCAAGAUUAGCAGCAGUCCCAUUAAAGAACUCAUUCAACUCCAUCACUGAAUUUGAAAUAUAUAUGCAUGUAUCUCAAUAUAUGUCUCAUAUGCAUGUGUGUGUAUGUAUAUAUAUAUAUAUAUAUAUAUAUAUAUAUAUAUAUAUAUAUAUAUAUAUGAUGGAAUAGCUUUGAGGAAAAAAGAAUACACAUAGAGCCUGAAAGUUUUUCAUGUAUUCUUAAUACAAACUGUCAUGUGUUUUCAAGAGUGACAAUUUUCACUUAUGGUAUUAUGGCAAAUAGUGAUAAUGUUUUUAGCAUUUUUGGAUUUUGAAUCUUUUAAUUUUGUAUUAAGGAUGCCCAAUCUAUUUCUUCAUUAAAAAAUUAUGUAGUUCUUGAACUCACAACUGUAAAAAGUAUAAUUGUAUCUCAUUCUUACUUGUGGGUUCUGGUUCUGUUCUGACUCCUCUGCCUUGUGAGAGAACUGAAGGCAACAUCUGUCCAGAAAACACUACUUUUUUUUUCUUAAAUGUGCUUAUAAACCUAACCCAGUAUUUUUUUUUAAAAAAA
Mastomys coucha (southern multimammate mouse) is the source of this 2340-nucleotide messenger RNA. RefSeq names its product ectodysplasin A2 receptor (gene Eda2r). Gene Ontology annotation, biological process: positive regulation of canonical NF-kappaB signal transduction; positive regulation of JNK cascade; tumor necrosis factor-mediated signaling pathway. The transcript is spliced from 7 exons. The record is from RefSeq and is a predicted model, not a curated record. The coding region runs from base 223 to 1116 and encodes 297 amino acids. NCBI's taxonomy places the organism in Eukaryota, Metazoa, Chordata, Mammalia, Rodentia, Muridae. Gene Ontology annotation, molecular function: protein binding; tumor necrosis factor receptor activity. Gene Ontology annotation, cellular component: plasma membrane.